UGUUUUUGGUUUUGCAUCUUUGUUUGUUUGUAGUACUAAUUUGUGACUUAUGGUCUGACAUCUUGCUUUUUUGUCUUAAACCAAGAAUAGUUUAAUAAAUAAUGCACAGUUGCCAUAUAGUAAUGACAAUGAUGUAAAUAUGAAGGUGUGCUCUAGAGACCAGUUAGACUAAGGACCUGCAGAGAAGCCAGCAAAAACACUGAUAUUUCAUUUUCUAAUAUUCUGGAAGGAAGAGUUCUAGUUCUCAGUCACUGGCUUUGAGCAUCCACCCACUGGUCCACAAACAAAAUAAAACUGUGUGUAUAUAAUUGUGUGUAUGCAACCAAACAGAAUUUCCCACAGGAAAGUCCUUAUUAUUGUUCUCCUGCAUUAACAGGAAAUAAAACGAUGAUAAGACAAUUUGCUUCUGUUUUCAUAGAAUCACAGAAUAGUUGGAUUGGAAGGGAUGUUAAAGCCCAUCCAGUUCCACCCUGUGCUGUGGGCAGUGCCAUCCACCAGCUCAGGCUGUUCAGGGCCUCAUCCAACAUGGCCUUGAGCACCUCCAGGGAUGGGGCAUCCACAGCUUCUCUGGACAGCUGUGCCAGGGCCUCACUGCCCUUUUGUGUCCUUUAUAGGUCAUUCCUUUUGUCUGAAAUGGCUAAGGAGAAUUAUCCUUCAUUAACUGAAGUUGUAAAACAAGUUGCUGAGCAGCAGCAUUUACAGUCAUCGGAGAUAGAAAAAAACAAAAUCAUUCUUUUCCAGUUGCAGGUUAGAUAUCAGGAGCUAGAAAAAGAAAUGGAUUCUAUUAUGUUAGAAAUGAAGACAACAGAAAGGGAAAUACAUCUGCAAGAUGAUGCCAUAGCAGUGACGAAGUAUCACUGUGAAAGCCUAGAAGCUGAAGUCAGAGCCCUAUAUUCUGAAAAUAUGAAGCUGAGGUUUGAUGUAGAAACAAUACAGGAAGAAUAUGAGAUGGCAACUGCAAGAAAUAGUAAAUAUCGGGAAAAAAUAAAGGCUCAUAAAAGUCUCUUUUGGGAGAUGGAAAGUAAAAUGCCCAUUGUGAUUGAACUUGCUAAAAAGAAAGCUAUUGUUACAGAGCUGAGGAUAAAGAAAGAAGAGUUAAUGAGUGACCUCCAGAAUCCAGAAGGCUCUGCUAUAAAGCAAGUGCAGGAAGAAAUUGCGCUUAUAAAACAGGAAAUCACAUCGGUGAAGGAUUUCAUCAAUAAAAAAACGGAUUUGCUGGAAGAAAUUAAAAAAGCUCACACUAAGCUUAGAAAAGAAAUUGAGGUACAGAAUAAAAGAUAUGAUGCGAUUCUGAAACGUUUGCAUUGUCAGCUGAACAAACUUCAUUCAAACAAAAGACAAUGGCGCUGGAACAUACAGCAGAUGGAGAAAAAGGCAGAAGAACUCAAAAAGCAUCUUGGAGAAGUGGAGUUACAGAUUAUCACCUAAAACAAACCUAAAGAAGAUAUAAUGCAAUACAGAGUGGGUAAUAUUUUCCAGAUAGGGUUAUAGUUUUUUUUUGUUUUGUUUUGUUUUGUUUUUUGUUAUUUGUUUGUUGGAUUGGGUUUUCUGGGAGGCAAAUGCUACAAACAGUAAAGUAGCUCAAUUAAAUUAAUCUCAAUCUAAUGUCUUUGGAAUAACAUAUGGACAUAUGAUUUCCAGCUACAAGAGGCAUAUGAACAAGUAUACUCAGAUGAAAACUUCAGAUAGACCAACUUCAAAUGGUCAAAUAUAUGUUUCCCCAGUAGCUAGCAAAGAGGAACGAAUAGAUUAAGAGAGUACUGCAUCCAGAUAGAUUUUAAAAUGGAACAACUCACUAUCUAGAGACAGCAAUUGUUGACCAUAGAUCACAGAUAACAGAACUUGGAGUAUAGAGGAUAUUAACUAAGUAGCCAUCUAAUGCUAAGAAGAGUUCAAUUCUGGAUAAGAUCAUUCUUAACAUAAGUGACCACCAGAGACUCCUAUUAAAAUAGUGAACUGUAGAUGUUUUUCCUUGCCACAUUUUUAUUAUGUGCUUCCAUUUGUGAAAUUUACAGUAUUUUGUCUAUUCUUAUACUUACAGUAUUAGUUCUGGCUGAACGUAACCAGAGACAUUUAUCUGUUAUGUGAAAGUAGGUAGUGUUUUACUUGGAGUACUGUCUUACAUACAUAGAGUUGUCUUUAUACCUGAAUAUAGACUGAAGAUUUUAGGAAGUGAAGUGUUUUCUGUUAAAAGUGUUAAACUGCCCCUAUAUUUUCAACUUGGGAAAGCAAAGUUUAAAAUGCAAUACUGUUUUUGAUUUUCUUAGGACAUUCAUAUAGAAAUACGGGUUUUCCUUAAUAUGCAUUUUAAGUCACACGCUCUUUUUUUUUGAGACUAGAAGGGGCACCAACAGAUCUUUGUCUGG
Coturnix japonica (Japanese quail) is the source of this 2366-nucleotide messenger RNA. It is a transcript of the gene CCDC122, whose product is annotated as coiled-coil domain containing 122. NCBI's taxonomy places the organism in Eukaryota, Metazoa, Chordata, Aves, Galliformes, Phasianidae. The record is from RefSeq and is a predicted model, not a curated record.